Messenger RNA from Bactrocera dorsalis (oriental fruit fly), 682 nucleotides. It is a transcript of the gene Dpm3, whose product is annotated as dolichol-phosphate mannosyltransferase subunit 3. Lineage: Eukaryota; Metazoa; Arthropoda; Insecta; Diptera; Tephritidae. The transcript has 2 exons. The record is from RefSeq and is a predicted model, not a curated record. Gene Ontology annotation, cellular component: dolichol-phosphate-mannose synthase complex; endoplasmic reticulum membrane. The coding region runs from base 105 to 395 and encodes 96 amino acids. Gene Ontology annotation, biological process: GPI anchor biosynthetic process.
AUUGAAAACAGCUGUUUGUUAAUGUCAAGAGCCACGCAAGUGUUUGUUAUUUACACAUAUUCAAUUUUAACAUUCCAGCAAUUAAGAAUAAUUACCGGCAAACAAUGGUUAUGACGAAUUUACAACGUUGGCUUUUAUAUAUUGGACUCUUUGCGAUACCCUAUUUGGCCAUAGUGACCGGUAUACUGCGCGCACCUGUGCUUACCAAAUGGGAAUUGGAAAUUCAGCUAUUACCACUUGUAUUGCUGGUAUUAUUUGGGGCUUAUUCGGCAUCUGUGGUACUCUAUCGCACGUUUACAUUUAAUGAUUGCCCGCUGGCAGCCAAGGAACUGCAAGAACAGAUUGCGCUCGCACGUAAAGAUUUAAAAGAGAAAGGUUUUAUAUUUCGCGAUUAAGUAAUAUUUACAGGCUGUUAAACUUUUCUUCAACUAAAUAUUAAGUAUAGAUGACACGGUGUAAAGAAAUGCAUUAACUUAGCAUAGUGAAUGCAAAGUUACUUUCUGCAUAAGUUGGUAGCAUCUGAAGUCACUAAUUCAUUUUAAACUGGUCUGACAAGUUGUUUAAUAAGUUGAUUUAAGCUGACAUGAAAGCUUAUACAAAUCUGUUAUUACACUAUAUCUGCAAAGAUUUUCUAUUUCUAUUAAAUAAAUGCUAAACGCAGUAGAUAUUUUAUAAACCGUAA